Magallana angulata is the source of this 3327-nucleotide messenger RNA. Its product is annotated as transient receptor potential cation channel subfamily V member 5-like. The record is from RefSeq and is a predicted model, not a curated record. Gene Ontology annotation, cellular component: membrane. Gene Ontology annotation, molecular function: protein binding; calcium channel activity. Gene Ontology annotation, biological process: calcium ion import across plasma membrane. The coding region runs from base 197 to 1474 and encodes 425 amino acids. Lineage: Eukaryota; Metazoa; Mollusca; Bivalvia; Ostreida; Ostreidae. The transcript is spliced from 2 exons.
AUACCAACAGUUACACCAAUGUUUGUAGUUGUUAAGUAUGAAGUUGUUUUCUGUAUAGUGAGACGUAGUAGAUUGCAUUUGAUGUACUUCGACCUUGAGUUAAAAGAUAAUUUCCACUCAACAUGAAAAAUAGACAUACACCUACGGUACUUCCAUUGACAGUGUGCUUUCAAGUACUUAAAGCAAACAUUGCGAAAUGGAAGGACUGUAUUAUAUAAAAAAGUAUGAAGAUGAUUUAGAAAAAGAUCAGGAAGAAAAUGUUGAAAGUUCAACAAUGGGUGUAGAAUCACGGGAAAUAGAACAAGACCGCUUAGAACACAUAAAAACUUCCACAAAAGAACUGAUAAAUACAAACAACUCUGAAAAGGUUCUUUUUGAACUAGGAAAAGAUAUUAUCAAUGCAGAUAUUAUAAGUGCAAAAGCGAGACUAGAAGCGUUGAAGGACCGGAAGAAGCCCGAUUGGCUGAAGAUGUACCAAAGCCCUGACAAGCAAGGCGAAACCCUGCUUCAUUUGGCAAUUAAAAGCCUGGAUGAUAUAGCUCUAGUUACAAAUCUAUCGGAGAUGUGUCCAGAUUUACUUCUGAUGUCAAGGGAGCAAUCACCAAUAUUUCACGGACAGACAGCACUACAUAUGGCAAUUACCAAAAGCAACAAAGAAGCAAUUCAAGAAAUGUUAAGAGUUGGCAUUAGAUAUAAGAAAAAGGAGAUGUCGACUCUGUUGCACAUUCGCGCAACAGGAUCUCGGUUCGUGAACACGGUGAUGAUGGGGCAACUUCCUUUAACUGUCGCCGCACUGACGGGGAAUACCGAUAUAGUUGAUGUUUUGUUGGAGUUUGGAGCUGAUUUAAACAUUCAAAAUGAAGAGGAAGACACUGUGUUGCAUUCAUUAGUUAAAUACGCAGCAACAUACCCAGAGAAAGUAAUAACCAUUAUUCAGAUGAUGCAACAUAUAAAUCAGAAACUGGAAAACAAACAUCGAAUCGACAGUAGCACGUUUGACCAUUUCGGAAAUGAUAUGCACCGAAAGGCUAACUCCCUCCUUUGGCUUGUGAAAAACAAAGAAAGCUUGACGCCUCUCCAACUUUCCGCAAAGCACGGAGUAACGGAACUGUUCGAAGAAAUUCUUAAUCUAAAAAAUGUGUACUGCUAUAUCAGUGCAAAUGAUGGAUUGUUUGAUGUCAAAGAGUAUGACAUCACAGAAAUAGAUACUGUCAGCGUUAUAAACUUGGCGCAAAGCCAUAAACAAUCCAAAUCUAUCCCUGAAAACUUCGACGGAAUAGCAAGAAAUAUCGUACAGUCAAAUCAAACAAACUGUGCCUUUUGUUGGUCUUAUCCUGAAACAGAAUCCAUCUUGGAAAUGCUUUUCAAUAGUGACUAUGACAGCAAAGACGCAUAUCGCAUCAUAGAGUUACCGCCAGUUCAGAAUAUCAUAAAAAUGAAAUGGAACAGAUAUAAUAAGUGGUUUAUAUCGUGAAUGAUACUUCAUUAUGUUUCAAUGAUACUAUUAACAAUGUAUAGCGUAUAUAAUGUUGAACUGAGGAUUCCAAGUGUGCAAGGUAACAAUACCACCACGUCUCAAUCUGUUGUUUGCGUUUUUCAAUGGUAUUCGUUUAGUGUAGGUUCAAUCUAUGGCUUUAUCGUAUGUUGUUUAAUGAUUGCUAAGUUCCGUAAAAAGAAUGUCUUUAAUUACUUUUUUCACAAUAUGGAAUAUAUAUUUCCCAUGCUGAUACUAUCUAUAACGAUGGUCAUUGAUGUUCUUUGGUCCUUAAUAGAAGAACACGACAACAUUCCUUUAAUCAUUGCACUUAUUUGUGGCUGGUGGUUGAACGUAUUUUUCCUUUCACCCUUUCAAAAAUUCAGCUUCUUCACAGAACUUAUCAAACGUGUAAUCACCGGUGAUCUUCUCCGGUUUGGACUGGUGAUUCUUUUUGGGCUUUUUUCAUUUACAGCUGGAAUGUACAUUGUGUUCAGGGGAACAGACGAAGAAGAUUUUUCUUCGUAUGGAAGAACGAUGAUGGCAAUGUUUAAGCUCGGGAUAGGGAUCGACGAUAUAGGGGUGUUGUAUUCUGCACGAAUUCCAUGGGUAGCAAUAUCUAUCUUUACAGUCUUUACUACCUUUACAUAUAUACUUAUGUUGAAUGCUUUGAUUGCAAUGAUGUCUCAAACAUGUUCUAGAGUGUCAGAAGAACGAUUUCCCCAAUGGCGAAUACAACAGCUCUCUAUCAUUCUUGUUAUUGAAGAUCUUAUCUGCCGCUGCUGUUUUAAGAAUAUGCGUAGUGCAGGAACCAAGAGGAAAGUUUGUGGAUUAGAUCCAAAAACAAGACAAAUAAAAUACGAAGAAAGGUACUUUCUAGAAAUUCAUGCCCUAAAGAAGGAAUUUGCAACAGCAGAGGAUAAAGUACGAGUACAAAAAAAAUCAAAUGACUUGGAAGUACAACGCACUUUUUCGAACGGCGGUAAUAGGAUAACAACGAGAAAUGAUUUUUCUUCAUCGGGAAGAUAUACACCUCCAAUGGUCGAUAAAACAUCGCCGCAGAAUGACUUAUUAGCACAUUCUUUUCGUUUGAAAAAGAAUACAAGGCAGAUAGUGCCUAUCUCUAUAGAAGAGCCACCCGUUCAACGAAAACAUAGGAGAGAAUUUUCACAAGAGAAAAAUGUCUUAAACGAAGACGACAAAGUUGCCCAUUAUUUCCAAAAACUGGACACAUCCACUAGACGCAUAACUCUUGCCAGAAAACCGCCAACCGGAUUAAAUUCUCAGAAAGAGCGAGAUCAAGUAGAAUGUGAAAUCCGUACUCUUACUGAUUAUUAAUGACGUCUCUUACUGUAUGUGUUGGAUACAUUAAUAAACAUUUAAAUCUUUUCGUAUAAAGCGUUAGAGUAGUAAAGGUUUGAUUAUUGUAUUGGCUUAUGUUUAAUACUUAUAAAUAUGUUUUGGUUUUGAAAAAAAUAAUUUGAUUUCUUUAUAUCUAAGUCAAUGUUUAAUUCAAAGUUAAUCAAUAUAAAUUUUGAUUAAAAAAUCCUCUUACUAAUAUUUCAUUCCUACCUGUCUACAGCUUUAUUUAUGCUUCGUGUAACUUUCGCCGUUUUAAACUAGCAAACUGAUCCGCCCGUCUUGAAUUCUCCCAGACAUAGUUUUGUUCAAAGAGGGAUAGUUUGAGCCAUUGGAAUCGCCAAAGUUUUAAAUUAGCCUGCUGACAGCGAGGGCGCAAAAUACGAAAUUAAGAUGGGACCAAUAUUUCCCUGUAUACAGUAUCAACAAAUUACUGUAUGAAAUUAAUCACAAUGAUACUUAUUUGAUAUAUCUAUAUGUUUUGAAUAUUAUGA